AGUCUCUCUUCAUUAUUUAUCUCCUCUCUCUCACUCUCUCUCUGUAGUGCAAGUGUAGUUUGCAACUUUGCAUCAGCUAGCUAGUUAGCGACACCAUAUACCACCACCAAAAACCACCAUGCAUCAAAACCAAAACACAUCAUCACAAGACAGUAAAGAGAAAAGACCCAAGUUCUUCAUCAACGACCACAUUGACAUCCUCGUCGAGAUCCUCAAACGCCUCGACGGCCCCUCCCUUGGCGUCGCCGCCUGCGUCUGCCACCUCUGGUCCACAGUCGCCAGAAACGACACCAUCUGGGAACACCUUUGCUUCCGACACGUGUCAUCUCCCCCACCCUGCUCCGUGAGACCCGUAGUCGUCGCCCUCGGCGGCUACAAGAGGCUCUACAGGGUCUGCAUGCGCCCUGUCCUGAGUCGACUCAGUGACUCGGAAAUGGUCAAGCGAGUCUGGACGCGGGACGAGGUCCAGCUCUCGCUGUCGUUGUUCUGUGUUGAUUACUACGAGAGAAGCGGGAGGCUCGGCGCCGGUGGUGGCGGGGAUGCGUCCGCAUCGUCUCUCAUGUUCCUCUGCAACACUGUGAAUGUGUGAUUCGUUGACUUUUUAGCACUUUUAACUUUAGUGGGUCCCAAUGAGUAAUAGUAGUAUUCAUAUCGUAAAAAA
Messenger RNA from Malus domestica (apple), 661 nucleotides. RefSeq names its product F-box protein SNE-like. The record is from RefSeq and is a predicted model, not a curated record. Gene Ontology annotation, biological process: gibberellic acid mediated signaling pathway; regulation of gibberellic acid mediated signaling pathway. Gene Ontology annotation, molecular function: protein binding. Gene Ontology annotation, cellular component: SCF ubiquitin ligase complex. NCBI's taxonomy places the organism in Eukaryota, Viridiplantae, Streptophyta, Magnoliopsida, Rosales, Rosaceae.